AUGGAAGCCUCUAGUUGGAGAAACGAGUCCUCAGUGUCGGUCUUUCUGAUUGUUGGACUUUCGGAAACAGCAGACCCUCAGAUCCUCCUCUUUCUGGUCUUCCUGGCCGUAUACCUCAUCACCGUGGUAGGAAACAUAGUAAUUCUAAGUGUGAUUUCUUCUGACCAAAGACUACACACUCCUAUGUACUUCUUCUUGGCCAACCUUGCUGCUGUUGAUAUAUUUUUGUCUUCUGUCACUGUCCCCAAGCUCUUGUUGAUAUUGGUCACUGCCCAGAAAUCCAUUUCUUAUGCUGGAUGUGUCACUCAGCUCUAUUUCUUCCAACUUUUCAUGGUGGUGGAGUGUUAUAUCCUUACAGUCAUGGCUUAUGAUAGGUAUGUGGCCAUCUGUUUCCCACUAAACUACAACCUUAUUAUGAGCAGAGCAAUAAGGAUCAGGAUCGUCCUCUCCUGUUGGGCCAGUGGUCUCCUGAACUCAAUGGUCCAAGCCAUUUCCAUAUGCCAUCUUGACUUUUGUAGUCCAAACAAGGUAGACCAUUUCUUUUGUGACGUAACUCCACUCUUCAAGUUGUCUUGCUCGGACACAAAAGUCGGGGAGGGACUUUUCAUGAUAGUAGUCGUCAUUGCUGGGAUGGGACCCCUCAUCUUUAUAUUGGUGACCUAUGGCCGGAUCAUUGCUGCUGUCACAAAAAUUAGCACCAGCAAAGGUCGUCGAAAGACCUUCUCUACUUGCGCCUCUCACUUCAUGGUAGUGGCUCUAUAUUAUGGCAGUGGGAUCUUCAGCUACAUCUGGCCCUCCUCUACCUACGCCAUGGACAAAGAUGUCAAAGUGGUGGCUGUGCUUUACACCAUCAUGACACCAAUGCUGAACCCCAUUAUUUACAGUCUGAGAAACAGGGAGGUAAAACAAGCCAUGAAGAAAGCAAUGGGCGUUCGUUCUGACCACCAGGGUAACUGGACACAUUAA
Messenger RNA from Bufo bufo (common toad), 966 nucleotides. Its product is annotated as olfactory receptor 5A2-like. The transcript has a single exon. The coding region runs from base 1 to 966 and encodes 321 amino acids. Gene Ontology annotation, biological process: G protein-coupled receptor signaling pathway. NCBI's taxonomy places the organism in Eukaryota, Metazoa, Chordata, Amphibia, Anura, Bufonidae. The record is from RefSeq and is a predicted model, not a curated record. Gene Ontology annotation, cellular component: membrane. Gene Ontology annotation, molecular function: G protein-coupled receptor activity; olfactory receptor activity.